CUGCUCUAUUGUUCCUCUGCACAAGGGUGGAGAAAUCUCCCCCAUUAUUCUUGCCAUGAAAAAGCAACAGGAACCUCCCGUAGGAAUGGAGACAAGCAUUGGCGUGAUGUUAUUUACAUGGGACUGUAUAUUGGUGAGGAUGAGGAUCUGCUGACAAAUUAAGGAACCAAUGAUGUCCGGGCGAUAGACUAUGCAGAGAAGAUAUAACUGGAAGAAGUCUUGACAUCUGGACCAGAUGAGGAAGAAAAGGAAAGACAACAGCGAAGACGUCACUCAGGCUUACUGGCGUUCCUGUGCGGACAUACUUGGAUAUAUUUUGGAGAAAGUUUUUAAGGAUGACUACACAGUGACCCUUAACCGAGUUCCAGAAAUGCCAGGUUUCCUGCCUGACUACUUACUUCGCCACUUCAAAAUGGUUCCAGUAUCCACCACUCCACCUAAGGAUCAGAAUGCGCUGACAUAGUGAGGAGACAUCUGGGCAUCAAGUUCUGCAGAGAGAAGAUUUAGCUGGAACAAAUCCUGGCGGGCUGAAACUAUUCAUUAGAAAAAGGAUAAAGACCGAUGACACCUGAUACAUUCAUCCAUCAGUUGUUUUAUCACAUAAGAACAAAAAGCUGGUCUCCUUGGGAUGGUUAUAUAGGGACCCAGUCUUGAAGUUCAUUAAAUGGACAAAGUUUCCACUGAAGACUUAGUAAACCAUGUCUGGUGCCAACAACAUCUUCAUAGUGUUUUUACUUGGAAACACAGCUAUGAUGAAUACAGAAGCACAAAAACCUUUUCUUCGUCUGGAACCUGAGCAGCCAGGGUACAUUGUUGGAGAAUCUUUAACACUGAGAUGUAUUGCUGAAAUGCCAACAAGGAUCACUGGUUACAGCUUCUUCAAAGAUGUCAUACCGAUAGCUAUCAAUUCUUCCUCAAACAGACUGACCAUAUCAUCUCUUUCCUUAACGGAUGCUGGAAAUUAUUUUUGCACCUACUACAUAGCAUCUGCGGGCACACAAACAGAAAGCCAGUACAUAGACCUAAAAGUGUUUGAACUGCCACCCACUCCAACCUUAUCAGUUGAACCCCAGAAAAAUGUCUUUGUUGUCAAUCAAUCAUUGGUAAUACGUUGUCAGCUACAGAGAGGACAAAGCGCUACUGAAAUCAGCCUGUACAAAAAUGAAAGUAUAAUCUAUGAGGCUGAUAAUUUUGGAGUUUUAUCUAUUGCAAAUACCGAAAAAAGGAAUAGUGGAAGCUACACCUGUCAAUAUAGGACUAUCAUAUCAGGGCGUACAGUGGACUCUCGUUUAAGCAAUCAAAAGACUUUGGUUGUUAUAGACCUGCCUCCAACCCCAAUUUUAAGGUAUGCAAACAAUGUUCAGAGUCAAAGUGGACAAAUAGAGAUUGUGUGUGAGAUACAGGAUCCCUCGUCUCUAAUCCAUGGAUAUCGUUUGUAUCGGAACGGAGGGGAAAUUUUGUCAAGAAGGGAUGUGAAUCAGUUUGUCAUUGACUACAGUCUGAAAUUUGAUGGAUGCUACUCCUGCCGAAGCUUUGUAGAUAUACUGGGAGAGGAGGUCCUAUCACCUAAGAGCACUGAGGUCUUCUUGACUUUAGAUGAACGGAACAGUUCCUCAUUUUUAGAACGGGACAGAAGAAGCUGUCAAGUGCAAAAUUCUACAACUGACUAUGGCCUCUCAAAACAAGGUUACAAGUUAUAUGGAAGUGUUCUCGUUGGUAAACUCAUCGUCUUGAUUUCCAUUCUGCUGUAUUUUGGGAUCUACUUACUCGUUAUUCACAUAAGGCGCAAGAAAUCUGAGACAGAAGCAAUCCACAGAUGAAAACUAAUUUAAAACCUUAUAUUUUACACAUUUAAAUGUUAACUUUUACGUGAAUAAACAUAUCUUUUAUUCCAUGUGUUUCAUUUAUUUACUGUGGGGGUCUUAUUGAGGAUUUAAACCAUAUACAUUCCAUUGAUUCCAUAGUAAUGAGUGCCAGGAAACUGAUGUUUAACUACUAAGUUUGUCAAACUCAACUCAAUACGUAGUUCUCCAUAGGAGAUCUACAGUUAAACCAUAUGGGGUAGAUUUUUUAAACGCAUAUAGGCCCAUUCUCUUAUGCAUUUAUGGCAAUAAAAUCCAUUGCAAAUAUGGCAUUUUGAGCCAAUAUUUCUGAAGCCCCUGUGCUGCUUUUACCUAAAUAUUAGGGGUGGGUUGUGACACUUAUUGCCAGCCUAGGCCUAAUCUUGCAUUAUAUUUAGCCCCUGAGGAAGUUAGCACCUUGGCUGACAAAAUGUGUAGGGUGGGGUAGGGCAUAGGUCCAUUGUACACCAGAGAAUAUAUACAUCAGGGUUAUUCAUUUAUUUUAUUAAUGGUAUGUCUGGAUGCUAUAUUUACUUCUAUGUCGUAUAUUUUAUAUAGUGUAUUUGGAUUAGAAAUUCAGUGACAGUAUUCAACUGUGAUCUAUUAUCUUGAAUCCUGUAUUGUAUAGGAUUAUACUUUGCUAUUUCAUGUAUUUCCUUUGGUUGUUGUUUAUAUGCAGACUUUAUGUUCCUGUGACUGGCUUAUUGUGUUCAGGUCCCUUGCCUUUUUUUCAUAUACAAGUUUUUGAUUGUCUUU
Molecule: messenger RNA, 2597 nt
Organism: Hyla sarda
Lineage: Eukaryota; Metazoa; Chordata; Amphibia; Anura; Hylidae
Product: immunoglobulin superfamily member 1-like
Exons: 14
Coding region: 699-1820 (373 amino acids)
Biological process (GO): cell surface receptor signaling pathway
Molecular function (GO): transmembrane signaling receptor activity
Source: RefSeq, a predicted model, not a curated record